This is a messenger RNA of Pestalotiopsis fici W106-1, 1824 nucleotides long. RefSeq lists its product as uncharacterized. The record is from RefSeq and is a predicted model, not a curated record. Gene Ontology annotation, biological process: positive regulation of actin filament depolymerization; actin filament depolymerization. Lineage: Eukaryota; Fungi; Ascomycota; Sordariomycetes; Amphisphaeriales; Sporocadaceae. Gene Ontology annotation, molecular function: actin filament binding. The coding region runs from base 1 to 1824 and encodes 607 amino acids. Gene Ontology annotation, cellular component: cortical actin cytoskeleton. The transcript has 2 exons.
AUGUCCAUUUCGAUCGAGAAGAUCCUCGCGGCGACUCCCGCAACCUCGCGGGGUCAGCCUACACAGCUGUCCACCGACCCAAAGGGUGAGAGGUUAGCAUAUGCUUCUGGCAAAUCUAUCUUCCUCCGCUCCAUCGACAACCCCUCGGAAUGCAAGCAGUACACUGGCCACACGACGGCCACGACCGUAGCCAAGUUCUCGCCGUCGGGCUUUUGGGUGGCCUCGGGUGAUGCUUCCGGCACCGUGCGUGUCUGGGACGCCGUCGAGGCCGUCAACACCAAGGGCGAGUACCAUAUCAUCUCGGGUCGCAUCAACGACAUCGCUUGGGACGGCGACAGCCAGCGAAUCAUUGCCGUUGGCGACGGCCGCGAACGAUUCGGCCACUGCAUCACGGCCGACUCGGGCAACAGCGUCGGCGAGGUCUCGGGACACAGCAAGGUCAUUAAUGCCGUCGCCAUUCGAGGCAUGCGACCCCUGCGCGCCGCCACCGUCAGUGACGACAUGGCCCUGUGCUUCCUACACGGCGCCCCCUUCAAAUUCAACAGCAAGCACAGUGGUAUCCACAAGGGAUUCGUGUUUGCCACCCAGUUCUCCCCGGAUGGCAACCUUUUGGUGACGGUGGGCGCCGACAAGAAGAUCCAGCUGUACGACGGCAAGACGGGAGAGCCGACAAGGACCUUUGGCGAGGGUGAGCACACGGGCAGUAUCUUUGCUGUGAGCUGGAGCCAGGACAGCAAGAAGAUUGUCACGGCCAGCGCAGACCAGACUGUAAAGGUGUGGGAUGUCGAGGCCGGACAGGUUACGCAGUCGUGGAAGCUUGGCGAAGGUGCCAGCGUGGCCGACCAACAAGUUGGCGUUGUAUGGCCUCACGGCCGAAGUGAUGGUCUGAUCAUAAGUCUCAACCUGGAUGGCGAUCUGACAUACCUGCACGAGGGCAAGCCGGAACCUUCCAAGAUCGUGCAAGGACACAACAAGAGCAUCACAGCCAUGACUGCAGACUCGAGUGGACAGGGCUCCAAGCUUUUGACAGGAAGUUUCGAAGGCCGUGUGUUGAGCUGGGAGGUUUCAUCGGGUGUUGGAUCCGUGGUCGAUGGCCAGACGCAUACAAACCAAGUCAGCCAAAUCUCUUCGAGCGCCGGCAGAGGAUACAGUGUGGGCUGGGACGACACUCUGCGCAUCAUUGACGAGUCGGCAACCACUUUUGCCGGCGAGUCUCUGAAGCUCUCUGGGCAGCCCAAAGGAGUAGCUUCCGCCGAAGGACGCACAUAUGUUGCAACGUUAUCCGGAGUAGAAGUCUAUGUCAAGGAUACUCUUGCAAGCAAGCUUGAUAUCUCUGAUGCGCAGCCGACAUCCAUUGCAGCAUACGGCUCGUCCGUCGCCGUUGGUCUGAGCAACAAUGCUGUUCGUGUCUACCAGGUAGACUCGUCCAACAAACUCUCGCAGUCCGCCGAGGCAAAGAACAGCACUGCGCAAAUCUCGGCCGUGUCAUUCUCCAGGGACGGCUCGCAUCUCGCGGCCGGCAACACAUCAGGCAAGAUCUUUGCUUACAAGACCGCGGACCUCUCAAUUGCAACGGACAGAUGGUCAGCACAUACUGCGAGGGUUACUAGCAUCUCGUGGAACGAAGCUGGCACACAUGCUGUCAGUGGAGCUCUCGACACCAAUGUAUUUGUCUGGAGUCUUUCGAAGCCAGGAAGCAGAGUAAAGGCUCUGAAUGCACACAAGGAUGGGGUGAAUGCCGUGGCUUGGCUAACGGGCGACAAGGUCGCAAGCACAGGUGGAGAUGCUGCGGUCAAGAUUUGGACAACCUCGGGUUUACAAUAA